GCUCGGGUUACGUACCCGCCGGAGUUUCCGAAGUGAUUCCCAUAGACAGAACGCAUCAAAGCACCCUCAUUUGGGGGGAAACCAACGGCACACUGUAAAGGAUAAACCAGUCAGGGAAGAGAGAGAGUCCAUUUGGGCGGGAACCAACGGCACUUAUAAACCAGUAAGGGAAGAGAGAAGAGAGAGGAAAGCUUUUUUGGGGAAAUUUUGGCAAUGGGAAGCGAUUUACGGGCGCCGAAAGUUGGUGUUGCAGCGUUUGUAGUGAGAGAAAAGUCAGUAUUGAUAGGGAAGAGACUCUCCUCUACUGGAAACUCCACCUAUGCCCUUCCUGGUGGCCAUCUCGAGUUUGGGGAAACAUGGGAGGAAUGUGCAACAAGAGAAGUGAAAGAAGAAACUGGUCUAGACGUCAAAAAAAUUGAAUUUGUAACAGUCACCAACAAUAUUUUAAAAAGUGAGACAACACCUAAGCAUUAUGUGACAAUCUUUAUGCGUUGUGUUCUCGCUGAUCCUCAACAAAUUCCUCAGAAUUUAGAACCUGAUAAAUGUGCUGGAUGGGAGUGGUAUGAAUGGGAAAACCUCCCAAAACCCCUUUUCCAACCUCUGGAAACCCUGUUUGAGAGUGGGUUCACUCCAUUUACUUAGAAGUCUACUGUUGAAAGUGGGUUUACUCCAUUUCUCUAAGCCUAUUGUUUCUAUGUCAACAAUUCAGAAGGUUGACCCUGUUACCUUUUUGUGGUCAUGGUUUUUUUUCCUGUCCUCUUCUUUGCAUUUUGAUUUUGCAGGGGAAUAUGUAAUUGUACUGAGUUGAUGGCUUAGACUCCUAAAAUGUCCACGCACAUGCCUCCUAUUCUGCACUUCUUACGCAUCGUGGAGGUGGGAUAUCUUCUGUUACUUUUCUUGUCUUUUGCCAAGGGGAUAGGUAAUGUUAGUAAAUAGUGGGUGGCCCCUUAAAAAUGUGUUCUCACUUGUCUGCUGGUAAACAAUUGAAUAUACUUUAUAUUUACUAGAAGUGUAGUGCAUUAACAAUUUUGGUCA
Messenger RNA from Amborella trichopoda, 1035 nucleotides. It is a transcript of the gene NUDX1, whose product is annotated as nudix hydrolase 1. Gene Ontology annotation, cellular component: cytosol. The record is from RefSeq and is a predicted model, not a curated record. Gene Ontology annotation, biological process: dGTP catabolic process. NCBI's taxonomy places the organism in Eukaryota, Viridiplantae, Streptophyta, Magnoliopsida, Amborellales, Amborellaceae. Gene Ontology annotation, molecular function: 8-oxo-7,8-dihydrodeoxyguanosine triphosphate pyrophosphatase activity.